GUUGAAGCCGCCGGCAAGACCAUUCGAAUGUUCCUUACACUCCCUGCUCUGUCAUCGCCCAGCGUCGCUGUCGUCUUGCAUCUAGCAACUCUCCUGCAUUGGCUUUGACCGAGAACUACCGAUAUUUCUAUCUCCUACUUGCGUUGACUUGAUUUCAGGCGACGCCAUUGUCAACCCCAUUGUGACAAACGUCGCUACGAGAAGCUUGCAGCACCAUGGCGGACGCAUUAUGUGGACCGUCAAACGCUCUUCAGAAUUUCCAGAAACAUACAGCUGUCGAUAGGACACUUCAGCAGGACAGACUUGUUAAUCACCAAUCUUCUGCUCAACAGGGUUUUCGCUCACAGAAUCCUAAUGCGAAUAUAUUGGACGCCGAAUUCGAAUCUUUCGAGAACAACUUCGCUGGAAAUGUGGUUCCUAUGUUAGAACGACCGGGUUCAUUCGGCCCUCCACUCCAUGCUCAGACACACCCCGCCUUUGCGCCUCCCGAUGUUGGGGACUGGGCGUCGGAUUUUCAGAACUUGAGGGUAUCUGGUCCUCCCCAAAAUCUGCAUCAACAUCAUAAUAGGCCGAUCCAGGCGUCAAACGGGUCGCAUUCAGCAAAUUGGCAGGAUGAGUUUACUAGACAUCAACAACAAAAUAGCCAGAAUCUCAUGAACCGGUCAGUUCCCAUGGCAAAUUUUCAGGCACCCUUUAUGCCUACCUACCAGAUGCCAGCUGGAAUGGCAGCACCCCUGUCGAGCGAUCAGGGAACAGUACAGUCACACUCAAAUCAGGAGUCUGCCACAUAUGACGAAGGUGCAUUUGAGGCGGCAUUCGAGCAAGCACAGGCCGAUAUCGACCAACAGCAGACGGCAAGUACUGAGCAACAUCAACAAGCGGAAUCCGACGCAAACCAGUCAAGUUCAAAGGAAUUACAGCCAGAAAAUACCCAGCAAAUAAGAAUUGGUUCCGACCUUAUCGUAGACACCACAGAUGCCAAUGUUCAAGAGCAGAAAGAAGACCCCGAUGAGUUGGCAAGAACUGCUGGGCACCUACUCGAUAGCCUCAGCCAUGAUAACAGCAAGAAAUUCAAGGAGAGCAAUUUCCUCGCCCUCAUGCGCCGAAUUCGGGAUCGUGAGGUUCAUGUUGAGGGUGAUGAAUUCCGCGAAACAUCACAACCGUUACACCCAGGAGGCAGAGGCUACCCCAGAGUAUCCGAAGAAAGUAGAUUCAAUGCUGGUGAUGGCAGUAGUCCCAUUCCCAGCGCUACAAAUCUACAGUAAUACAGUAAAUUCGGCUACUAGGUUCUAACAACUAAUAUCUUCCGUGUGAGGUCACUUCACAGAAAAGACAAUGACGAAGGGUCGCAUCAGCGCUCCUGCGAUCUCACUAAUCCGCCCAGAGGUUGGUAUUUGAAUGAGUGAACCAGGCUCUACGAGAUUGUCGAAAUGCGAAAUGGUUUCUUUGAAUUGUACAUACGAAUUUUGCGCAAUACCCUUUUGAUCAGCGACUUUGGUUGCGAGACGUCGUUAGUCUUCAUCAUUGUACAUAUACAUAUUGAUAGUCAAUCACCUGACACGAUUUUACCUGCUGGUUUGCUUCAUACAUGGGUGGCGUUUC
Molecule: messenger RNA, 1602 nt
Organism: Talaromyces proteolyticus
Lineage: Eukaryota; Fungi; Ascomycota; Eurotiomycetes; Eurotiales; Trichocomaceae
Exons: 4
Coding region: 216-1265 (349 amino acids)
Biological process (GO): protein import into peroxisome matrix, docking
Cellular component (GO): peroxisomal membrane; cytosol
Source: RefSeq, a predicted model, not a curated record